AUGGCAGACGCAGACGACAAAGAGAAGAGGGAGAAGAUUGCCGCCGCAAAGAAGCGCGUCGAGCAAUUGAAGAAGAAAAAGAAGAAGGGGGCGUCUUCCAGCUCAAAGGCAGAACCCAAAGAGGAAGUAGAAGCGCCCGCUCCCGAAGCUGUCGAAGACACCACAGAGCAGCCCCAGCCGAGCCAGGAUGCAGACGACACUGCUGUCGAAGAAGCCAAGGCUGAGGACAAGGCUGAGGGCGAACCUGAGGACCAGCAAGAGGAUAAACAAGACGACAAGCUAGAAGACAAGGCCAGCGAGUCAUCACCAUCCGAAACACCAUCGCUCGCACAACAAUCAAAGCUCAGAUCGACCUCAUUCCGCGCCGGCUCGCUUGCAAGCCCGGGGCCAAUGUCGCCUGGACCGUUUAGCCCUGAAGGCGACACGGCACCCGAUAUCUACAGAAAGCAUGUUGCGAGGAUAGAAGAGCUAGAGAAGGAGAACAAGCGCAUCACCAAGGAGGCUGCUGACUCGGAGAAGAGAUGGAAGAAGGCGGAAGAAGAGUUGGCUGACCUACGUGAGUCUGAUGGCAAGGACGACAAGGACGGGCAAACAGAGAAAUUGAAGGAGGAGAUUGCAUCUCUACAGCGUCAAAACUCUCAGCUGCAGCAACAAGUAUCACGGAAUAUAGGCCAUGGCCAUCGCCAAUCAGUAUCAACAACAGCAUCGCCGCCGUCAUUACAACUCGAGUUGAAUGCUAAAUUGGCCACGAUUGAGUCUAUGGAGAUUGAGAUUUCAAAGCUGAAAGCUCGCGUUGAACGCCAGGAGAGCGGUGCAUCUUCAGAAAAGGAGCAGAUUACUGCCCUCGAAGACAAGGUUGCUCGUGCCGAAGCCGCAGCGGGCAAAGCUCAGCGCGAACUGCAAGAUUUGAAAAAGAAUCUUGAGCGGGCGACAGAAAAGGCCGUUCGCGAAGGCAGCGAACGAACCAGCGCAGAAACCAAGGUAAAGACGCUUGAACACGACUUGGACGAGGUUAAAAAAGCCAAGGAGGAGCUAGAGAAGAAGGCCGAAGCGCUCGAAAAGAAGGUCGCGACAUUGACUACGCUGCAUAAAGAGCAAGACGCCCGGUCGCAAGCUCUAAGGAAAGACAAGGAAAAGGCAGAGAGCGAGGUGCAGGAGCUGCGAUCCAAGGUGGAGAAUCUAGAAAGCGAAAACGUCAAGCUUCGAAGCCGCAAGUCUGCGGAAGGGGGAGGCGGCCUUGACGAUGAGGGUGUUGAUGAGCUCGAAGACGAAGGAAGACUCAAGCUGGAGAAGAAGAUUCGCAGUCUCGAGGCAGAGAUCCACGAGCUUCGCAGCGGUGCCUGGAUCGAGAGACGGCGCGAAAUGGAAGCCAUUAGUCCCGGGUUCGACGACGUUGAUCUCUCGGGUAACAACCACCCUCCGGCGCACAAAAAGGGAUCGACCGGCGGUAUUGGUGACUUUAUUGCGCACGGGCUGAAUGCACUGGCAGGAGGCGGAGAUGACGAGCUGCUGGCGGAUGACGAUAUGGAAUUUGAUGAAGAGGCCUUUAGGAAGGCGCACGAGGAGGAGGCGAAGAGGCGGAUUGAGAGGAUCAAGGAGAUUAAGCGGUCCUUGAAGCACUGGGAGGGAUGGAGGCUGGAUAUUGUGGACGUCCGCAGGGGCGGAGGGCAGGGGAUUGGAGAUAUAUUUGAUAUUUGA
This is a messenger RNA of Trichoderma asperellum CBS 433.97, 1698 nucleotides long. RefSeq lists its product as uncharacterized. The record is from RefSeq and is a predicted model, not a curated record. NCBI's taxonomy places the organism in Eukaryota, Fungi, Ascomycota, Sordariomycetes, Hypocreales, Hypocreaceae.